GCAGGCAGAGACUCCCGGGACCAUCCCCGAAGUCCGGGAGAUGAUGGGGGCUGCGGCUCGCGGGCGCUGAGACUGCCAAUGGGAAGGCGCUUCACAUUCAACUUCGUUUUUUCUUUACUUCUUUUAUUUUAAAAAUAUUAGUUUAUAAAUCGAGCAAACACUUAAAGAAUUUAUAGAACGCAGUGCAGUUUUGCACCUUCGAUUAAGAUGCUUUUCAAAGCAGCUGUCGUUUUUGCUCUCUUUACGCUGUGCAGCGGCGCAAACAUAUCGAAUCACUUCACUGGUAACACCGCCAGAGCUUUUCCUGGCUUCUUGAAUGCUCUGGAUGAGCCCAUUGAUUACCUAGAUGUGCAAGAAGAAAGCGGAUCUGGGUUCAGCUCCAAUCACGCAGAAGAACAUAAACCUGCAGUUGUGAAGAAAGGCUACCAUGUCACCCAAAAAGUAGCAGAGUUCCUCACUGGACCUGUGAUGACUGUCGUCAUCCCCUGGGUGUACAUCCUUGUCUUCAUCGUCAGUGUUCCCCUGAACCUGCUUGCCGUCUUCAUGUUUGCGAGUAGGGUACAGUCCAAGAAGCCAGCAGUGAUCUUCAUGCUGAACCUGGCAGUUUCUGACCUGCUCUUUGUGCUGUUGCUUCCCUUCAAGAUGUCUUACCAUUUCAACGGCAACAACUGGACAUACGGGUCACCCACGUGCAGCCUCAUCACGGCCGCUUUCUACUGCAACAUGUACUGCUCCAUCCUGCUUAUGAUGUGCAUUAGCGUAGACCGCUUCCUGGCGGUAGUCUACCCCAUCGAAUCUCUGGCCUGGCGCAGUCGACAGAAUGCGAUGGUGGUCUGCGGCGUUAUGUGGUUAUUGGCAAUCGCCGGCGUGGUGCCCAUUCUGCUGUCCAAGCAGACCACCCACCUCGAAGAGCUGGACAUCACCACCUGCCACGAUGUGAUGGAUAUCCAACAGCUGCGGAGCUACUAUCUCUACUUCUUCCCCAUCUUCUGUUCGAUGUUCUUUUUUGUGCCUCUCGCCUUCACUGUAGUCUGUUACGCGCGCAUCAUUCAGGCUCUUCACGCUGCCGGCGACUCUGCCUCUAUGCCCAAAAAGCGCCGGGCGGUGUUCAUGGCAGCCGCCGUGUUAGUGGUCUUUGUGGUCUGCUUCACACCCACGAAUAUCAUCUUGAUGGUGCACUAUGUGCAGCUGACCCGAAGCAGCCACACCUCCUAUGCAGCCUACCUCCUGGCCACAUGCAUCGGCAGCGUCAGUUGCUGCCUGGACCCAUUAAUCUAUUACUUCGGGUCAUCGCAGUGCCGGAAACAAGUAGCCGCCAUCCUGCCCCGCUCAGCCUCGAAGGAGUCGGACAAGGAGCUUCAUGCCAGCAGCACCAGGUCGAGCAAGAUGGCGACCUUCUGGAGCAAUGACGAAAAGCAGUACAAGAAGCUGGACCCCUGAUUGUGCCAUCAGAUGGACUUCUACUAACUGUUUACUUUAUGACCCUCUGAGAAAAAAAUUACUGUGUUAAAAGCACUUUUUCAUCAAAUUAAUGCUACACUUUAUAGGUAUUAGAAGUGUUAAGAUCACUGGUAUACAAAUAUCCAGUCUGAGUAUAGAAAUAACAUGUAGGUAUUGUUUUAAUAGACAAUCUUUUUUUAAUUAAUAAUAUUAUGUUUUUUAUAUUAAUUACCUUUGAUAUUAUAUGAAAUAUAUGUUCUGGUUUGAAUUGUGUGGCAGUACCAUCUGCCAAAAGUGAACGGUCACAUUUCUUAUAAAUUGUCAUUGAUGUCAUUGAAGAAUUUCCUUCAUGCACCUAGUUACUGUAUAACCUGGUUACUAUCAUGGCUACUAAGGGAAGGACAUUUUUAACCAUAACAAUGCAAGGACCUUCAAGAACCUUUAGUGUUAAAUAUACUUUUUUGUCCAGUAUUCUGUCAGUAUAUCUCCUGCAGUUAACAUGUUCCAAUUUAUACUACAGUAUUUUUUAUAAUACUUAUUCGGAGUAUUAUGUGUCUGUCUGUUUAACGUGUAGCAGCCCUUGCCUUGGUGUUAUACUGGAACACACACAGUAUGCACUGAAAAAAUGUACUAUGUUUGUGCCUCUGUGUUCGUAUAUAAUUAAGCCGUAAUGUAAUGUGACAUAAAUUCUGUUACUCAUUUAUAAAUCACAGGAUUUAUUUCACUAAA
Molecule: messenger RNA, 2169 nt
Organism: Brienomyrus brachyistius
Lineage: Eukaryota; Metazoa; Chordata; Actinopteri; Osteoglossiformes; Mormyridae
Gene: f2r
Product: coagulation factor II (thrombin) receptor
Exons: 2
Coding region: 208-1440 (410 amino acids)
Biological process (GO): positive regulation of Rho protein signal transduction; blood coagulation; thrombin-activated receptor signaling pathway
Cellular component (GO): membrane
Molecular function (GO): thrombin-activated receptor activity
Source: RefSeq, a predicted model, not a curated record